This is a messenger RNA of Chelonus insularis, 2693 nucleotides long. RefSeq names its product zinc finger MYND domain-containing protein 11. Bases 321 to 2183 code for a protein of 620 amino acids. Gene Ontology annotation, molecular function: DNA binding; transcription corepressor activity. Gene Ontology annotation, cellular component: nucleus. The record is from RefSeq and is a predicted model, not a curated record. Lineage: Eukaryota; Metazoa; Arthropoda; Insecta; Hymenoptera; Braconidae. The transcript is spliced from 6 exons. Gene Ontology annotation, biological process: regulation of transcription elongation by RNA polymerase II; regulation of signal transduction.
CACACAUGCGUGUAAAUGUACUUCAGUCAGUAGUGCACGACAAAGCUAUUAUAUUAUAUGGUAUAUCGUUAAAUAUCGUCACAUACUUGGUAUAAUUCGUCAAAUACAACAACGCUAGUUAUCUUUUUGAGUUUAAUAGUAGGUAGAAACUUUUUAAAACUGUGUAAAGUUGUGGCAAUUAAUUUUUUUUGCUCUUUAAUAUCAUUUUAUAUCGGAAAUAAAAUGAUGGAUUGAUUAUUUUUUAUGAUACACGACCUACCAGAUGAUUUUAUAAAUUGAAUUUUUCCACUGAUACUACGACUAAGAAAACUUAAAACAAAAUGUCACUAAGACGUGGAACUAAUCCUGAUAUGAUAAUAAAAAUAUGGAAUGCUAUAAAAAAUACAAUUCAACAAAGAACACUACCUAGUAAUGAUCGAAUAGUUCGAUACAUUGCUCGCAGUAAUAAUAUGACUGAACAAGCAGUGCAAGAAGAAUUGAAUAAAGCAGUAGAAGAUGGUUUAGUUUUUCUAAAAAAAUCUCAAUUUAAAGGAGUUGAACAGGAAAGUUAUCGAUUACCAUUAGAUCCGUCAGAAAAUGAUGGACAUGAUUGGUAUUGCUUCAAAUGUCAAAAAGCAGGUGUUGUAGAGUGCUGCCAAUCUUGCUUUAGAGUCUACCAUUUGAAAUGCCACACUCCAGCUAAUCCAGAGAAAAAAAUAUGUCAGUUUUGUGAAGAAAUAAAUAAUGAUAGUUAUAAUGAUAUACCUGCACUUAAUCAUAUACUGCGGUUUACAUGUGGUCAUCUAAAGGCUAAAUUGCCACCAGUUAUUACUGAGAGAACUAUUGUACCAGAGGGUUCAGUUGUUGAAACACCUAUUGGUGGAUUAUCUGGUCCAACGUGGACGAGUGAAGGUGAAGAUGCUUGGCGUCCUGGAAUCUUGAUUAAAAAUCAUAUGGAUGUUACGAUUAUGGAGUCGAAAACCAAAAGAAAUGAGUACAAAAAUCUUACUGAAUUUAAAGCUGAUGCCCACAAUAUUUUACAUAAUAUUAUUGUUUAUCAUGAAGCUGCCAGCCCUUUUGGAGAAAUGGCUUUAAACAUGUAUAAAGAUUGCUGUUAUGAUUUGAAAGAAAUUCGACGAUGUGCUGACUGUUAUCGAAUAUCAAAUGAAAAAUCCGAGAAAAUGUGGUUUUGCAUCCCUUGCAAUCCACCUCAUCAAUUAGUUUAUGCUAAACAGAAAGGUUAUCCUUACUGGCCUGCCAAAGUUAUGGAAAUCAAAGAUAAUAUGUAUGAUGUUAGAUUCUUCGGAGGACAUCAUAUGAGAGCUAAUAUUGAAAAAUAUUUUAUACGACCUAUCACUGCUAAUUUACAGAGUCUUCAGAUAAAACGGUCAACAGCGUGGAAUAAGGCAAAUGAGGAAUUGAAGCAUCAUCAGAGUUUAUUGCAGAAGCUAGGAAAGAACACGCAAAGCCCUAACAACAACAGCGAGGAUGACGGUCCAAAGCCAUCGAAAAUUCGCAACGUGGACACAGGAUCACCUGGAGUAAAGGUAGCGUCGAACGGCGCCUUUCCUGCCAAAAAAAUUACAAAAGACUUGAGAGUGAGAGUAGAAAGGUUGAUGUCGGAUGGAUCUUCUGAGACACAGCUUAACCAGGUAAAGACGGAGGAAAGCAGUAGGUCGACCAGUGAGGAGCGCCAAGUACCUUAUCUUCCAGUAGCUGUUGAGGAUGAGAGGACGCACAAGAUCAUCAGUUCCAGCCAUCAAGGACUGAAGAAAGAAGGUUCUCAAGAAGAUAUGGUGACUUCCAGUUCACAGGAGCCAAGGACCAAGUGUAUUUCCGUACAGACUGAUGAAACUUCUUCGGAAUCCGUUGCAGCAAAGUAUGUCAUAUGUUUUCAGGUGAAGAGAGAACGUAGAACAUCGGAACAACCAACUACAACUUCAUUGGAAAAAUUACGUAGAGAAUUGGAAUUAGAUAAAUGUCGAGAGUUGGAACGACUCCAAGCUGAACAUGCUAAAGAGUUAAGGCAACUUACUGAAAAGCAUCAACAGGUUAUAUCAGAAAUCAAAAAGAAACAAUGGUGUUAUAAUUGCGAGACAGAAGCAAUUUAUCACUGCUGUUGGAAUACGGCAUACUGCAGCACUGAUUGUCAGCAAGUACACUGGCAAAGAGAACACAAACGCGUAUGCCGACGCAAACGUUAAUUUUUUUUUAUUUUUAAUUAAAGAUUUUCAUUUGAAAGUAAAAUACCUAAAUGCUGUAUCAACAGCCUUAUGACAUCUAAUCUAAAUGUUAUAAACCAGAUGGUCAUUUAAAAAAUUAUCAGACAAUCUAGCUAGUCUUCUAAGAAUUUCAUAUCUUUCAUUGUUCUAACAUUCUCUUUAUUAAGUAUUUUAAUUAUUUUAAUCGCCAAAUAAUGAAAAUACAUAUAAACAAAAUGUAUUUAUGUAAUAGCCUGAUAAGUUAAGUAUGCUUGAUGCAAACAAACGAAAAAUUGAAAUAUAAAUCAUGAAUAUAUAUUUAACGUUAAAAAUAGUUGAAACGUUUUAAAAAUCAAAGAUUAUGAAUGAAUUGAGUUUAUUGGCAGUUCGAAAAAGAGCUCUAAAUUAAUUAAAGAUUAAAAAUCAAAUAUAUAUAUAUAUAUAAAAUAUAUAUAAGAAAUAUGUAUUGUUUUUAUUAUAUUGCACAUAUAUUUUAUUUAAUAAAUAUUCACU